Messenger RNA from Mytilus trossulus (common blue mussel), 1016 nucleotides. RefSeq names its product myeloid differentiation primary response protein MyD88-like. Gene Ontology annotation, biological process: positive regulation of canonical NF-kappaB signal transduction; MyD88-dependent toll-like receptor signaling pathway. The record is from RefSeq and is a predicted model, not a curated record. Gene Ontology annotation, molecular function: TIR domain binding. The transcript is spliced from 4 exons. NCBI's taxonomy places the organism in Eukaryota, Metazoa, Mollusca, Bivalvia, Mytilida, Mytilidae. The coding region runs from base 141 to 653 and encodes 170 amino acids.
AAAAUACUUCGAUAAAAUACCAACAGUAUUUAUAAGCGAGUCUUUACAUCAAAUAGUAUAUAUUGUAAGUAAUAUCUUCGGAAAUCAAGUUAGAGAAGUACGAUUUAUCAAACGCUAAAGUUGAAUUAUUAUUUUGCAGGAUGGGUAUAAUGGUAGAAUCUUAUGACGCCUUUGUAAUUCAUAAUGAAGAAGGAAAAGAUCUGGAAUUUGUUCAGGAAAUGGCGAAAAUUUUAGAAGGACCAAAAUAUAACUUGAGAUUAUUUUUACCAUGGAGAGAUUUACAAACUACUGAGGACAAUGAAACUGAAGUUCUUGCUAAAAUUAUGGUCCAAAGAUGUAGGUGUGCUGUUGUCGUAAUAUCUCCAAACCUUCUACAAUCCGACGUCACAAGUUUUUUGCUGUCGUUUGUACAUUCCAAAUAUCCCUCUGGAAGAAACAGUAAACUGAUUCCAAUACUAAUAGAAAAUUGUGAAUUGCCUACUAUUUUACAAUCAGUGACUGUAUGUGACUUUACCAAAAAAGAUAUGCGAUGCUGGGUAUGGCCUAGAAUUGCUUCGUCCAUGAGAUUGACACAGACAAGAACGGCAUCGGGUAGAAGACAAUUUAUGCCUUGCUCAACUAGAAAAUCUGUACUUCCGGAUAUAUUGCAUUGAACAGUCCAGCAACAACUGUUGUAGCUGAAUGAAUAUCUAGUCAUUUAAUUAUUCACUUUCCGUAAUAGUCAUGUUCAGAAGAGAGAAUGGUUAGCGAUCCAGUGUGAGUGUGUUUAUAAUUGUGAUUAUCAUUUUACAUAAUCCUCAUGUGGGACAAUCAACGUAUUCAAAACGGCGGUAUCCAAUGUUGUAUUUAAAAGAAAAUAUCAAAGUCCCGUUGUAAACUUGUUGUCUAUAUACAAUACAUGUCAGAUUCUUUAUGAUAUAUGUAACCUGUGAUAUGUUUUCUUUAUUUUCUAUAUUUUACAAUUGUUAUAUUUGAAAUUGAUAAUUCUUUAUCAAUUAAAAUACCGUUACAUCAAA